Messenger RNA from Lindgomyces ingoldianus, 985 nucleotides. RefSeq lists its product as uncharacterized. The coding region runs from base 231 to 767 and encodes 178 amino acids. The record is from RefSeq and is a predicted model, not a curated record. NCBI's taxonomy places the organism in Eukaryota, Fungi, Ascomycota, Dothideomycetes, Pleosporales, Lindgomycetaceae. The transcript has 3 exons.
CAGUCAGCCGCGCCCCCCCUCCCCAAGCUAACCUAUUCAUAAGGCAGAGCAGAAUCAGCGCACAACACUCUUGCAGUGUCUCGCCUUCAGAUGCAGUUCUUCGCUAGGACAGAUAUUCUCGACGGACGAGCGAGUCGUCGUGCCCGUCUUUCAGCUAGGCUGCCGCAUUCGAACCCAGCCAAAACCCAUUCCUACCUGCCGCUUGCCUCCGUCCAGCCACAUGCGAAACAAUGCGUCUAUUGCGACGCAGCGAUACCGGCGAAUUCACUCUUACCGAAGAUUUUGUUGGCGACGAGGCGAUUCCUCGCUACGCGAUACUUUCGCACACAUGGGGAGCCGAUGCUGAGGAGGUCACUUUUGAAGACCUGACAAAUGGCACUGGCAGAGAUAAGCCUGGCUACGAGAAGAUCUGGUUCUGUGGAGAACAGGCUGCACAAGACGACUUGCAAUACUUUUGGAUUGACACCUGUUGCACUAUACAGACUUACCACCGACGACAACGCCCUACGAAACGGGUGGCAUAUGCCGCCGAAAACAGCGGCAGAAUCUCUAAUCCCAGAACCCGAUCAUGCAACAAGGCGCAGCUUUGUGGGCGCAGCUUUGGGGGCGCAGCUUUGGGGGCGCAGCUUUGGAAGCCUCGGGUGGGCACUCUUUCCAUUUAUUUCUCAGACUUUUCAACUGGACAACUUCCAACUCCCAGCAAUGCGACGAUAGUAUUUGUUAUGACGAGCAAAAUAAUGAGCAGUAUCAUGAAAGUUGUCUCAUAAUUUCCUAAUUUCUUCUGAAUAUUCAGCUUUGUGCAUCGGCGUCACGUCGGCCAUAGUUUCGUUGACCAUCAGAAAUGGAUGCCUCCCGGCAGAGUGCUGCAAAGAACCUCAUAGACACGAUAAGUAGAGAGCAUACAUUAGGCGGGAGCCUAUUCGGAACAAGACUCGAGUUGCUCUUCAGCAACAACUUGAAAAUGUGAGAGCAGGUUCUCAGUUUU